Danaus chrysippus (African queen) is the source of this 744-nucleotide messenger RNA. The record is from the annotation of a GenBank genome assembly. Lineage: Eukaryota; Metazoa; Arthropoda; Insecta; Lepidoptera; Nymphalidae.
AUGCUAUUCAGGAACGCUAAAGUAGCUAUUGGUCCACUCAGCAUCAUUCUGAGAUGCAUGCACUUGGGAUUAAGUGGAUUACAGCUCAUGGGGUUUUCUAUAGUAACUCCGAACAUGAUUGAUACACCUAUGAUCAUAUCAGCCAGAGACACAUUUCCCAGCAAGAGCUUAGCAAUAACUUCGGCUGCUAAAGCACCAAUUAAUGCCAGAAAUAUUAAUACUUCUGCAGUUGUUCAGUUCAGGAUAACUGACCAAUUAUGGGCAGAACCUAUGAAAAAGAAGAAGAAAAUGGAUCCGGCCAUAAUAAAAGCGCGUGAAGACAGACGUCGUAAAAAGUUAGAGAAAAAUAUUAGAAGGCUAGAAAAAAAUGCCAGACAGUUAAAACCAAUUGAUGAGUUAGAACCUCCUCUACAUCUUACCGACUCUCUAGGAAAACGUAAAAGAAAAGUACAAGUUACUCCUGAGCAACAAGAGGCGAGAGAUGUUUUGCUUAAAGAAUGGACCCGUUACAAGAAACAGGAGUACAUGGCUAAUGUUGCCCAGAUUGAUAGAAUCAUGGCUUCACAAAGACGAGCACUGGACAAGUUGUAUGAAGAGAGUGAAGAUUUAUAUAAUGAAGCAAUUAUGCCUGAUCUGAGUUUGGUGCCAUAUUCCAUCUCGGGACCUUAUGCAUCACCACCCAUAAAGAAUUAUGAGUCACCCGACGGUGAAUACACAGAUAUAUCCAAGAAUUGGGGAAAUUAG